This is a messenger RNA of Fimicolochytrium jonesii, 2844 nucleotides long. Its product is annotated as WD40-repeat-containing domain protein. Lineage: Eukaryota; Fungi; Chytridiomycota; Chytridiomycetes; Spizellomycetales; Powellomycetaceae. Gene Ontology annotation, molecular function: protein binding. The transcript is spliced from 20 exons. The coding region runs from base 1 to 2844 and encodes 947 amino acids. The record is from RefSeq and is a predicted model, not a curated record.
AUGUACGCAGAACGAAGACCCACUUCCUUCGCCGCCGCAGGCCCCUCCCGCCGCAGAAUAUCAGCAGGUCCCUCCACAUCCUCCCGUCCCGCCGGUUUCACUCCCCAACCCCCGCCAGCUUCUGCACGAGGCGGACUCUCCUAUCCGGGAUCUCGUCAGGCUACUACUGCUACUGCUGCUACACCUCACUCAUUGGUUUCAACCGAUGUCCCCAAAACUGCUGGAAUCAGAGCGGUGGACGCAUCCCUCGGCGGCCUCAACGUGCGCAUCGCGAACCGGAUUAUUGUGACUACCACGCUGCAGAGAGCGCUGGCGGUGGAUGCGCUCAUUGCGGGGUUUGAUGUCUGCUUGCCGGCGAAUUUGUUGGCGACGUGUGUCGGCAAGAUUGUGUAUAUUUGGAGACUUGAUACGUUGACUAUUCAGCAGAAGUUCGGGAGAAACACAGGCAGUGUCCACCGAGAAAACAUCCGCGACUGUCGCUUCGACCCCAAAGGCGCCCUCCUCGUAACCGGCGCCGACGACAUGCGCGUCGUCAUCUGGAACGUCAAGACCAGCAAGGCUGAAAAGGUGAUUGAAGCACAUAAGGGCAUCAUCUACCAAGUCCGCUUCUCCGAGGACAGCAAACUGGUAUACUCCUGCGGGGACGAUGGACGGGUGCAGGUGUGGAACUGGCGCACGGGUACCCUCGUCCACACCUUCAUCCGCCACCCCACCUCUAUCCGCUGCCUGGACCUCACCCCCGCGCGCCUCAUCACCGGCCGCGCCGACGGGCACGCCUCCGCCUGGGACACCACCCACGAGGUCCUCAUCGACAGCAUCGCCCCGGAACCCCACUGGCCGGAGAAGGAGACACGCACCCCGGAGGACAUCGAUGAACGUGCGCGACAUACGGGCGCGAUCCUGGCGGUCAAGGCGAGCGCGAAUGGAAGGUUGUUGGCGACGGGCAGUGGGGAUUGGACGGCGAAGGUGUGGAAUGUGACGAGCUGGGGCAGGGACUGGGAGGGCGUGUGUGCGGAGAUCGAGGAAGGCAGGAAGCAAGAACAGAAGAUGGAUGACAUGAUCAGGCUUGAUGAGGACGACCCGAUGUUCCAGGCGCAGAUGCUCGCGGGUGAUAUGCACGGGUACAAGAUCGGUGAUGCACCCAUCACCCUCGGAUACCACGGCGACCUCCUCUUCACCUACCGCCACGACGGGCCAGUCCUCUCCGUAUGCUUCAACAACACUUCCAGCAUGUUGAUCACAGGCAGCACAGACGCAACCUGCCGCCUCUGGUCCACCCGCCGCGGCGACCUCCUGUUCCAGAUCAACGUGCCCGCACCCGUGACGGCGAUCCACGUGGGCGAGGGCGGGGACAUGUGUUGUGUGUGUCAGAAUCGGGUUCUGUUCUUUGAUAUCAAAACGAAUGCGAAGGAUGAGGAUCUACCUGAUUAUUGGCAACGCCGGUCGAUGGAACGCCUGAUUGAAGAAUCGCUUGACGACGAGACGCGGGCGGCGAUCCGGAGCGCGCGGGCUGAGGGUCACGCUGCUCAAGGGCAACCACCGGGGGUUGAAGGGCGGGUGAUGUCUGCGGAGGAUGCGGAGUUGGUUGAGGGGCUUGUGGAGGAGAUGAAGGAGGGGGUGGAGACCACGCGGGUCACGAUAGCGGAACUGCAUUCGUUGAUCAAGCAUGGACUUGUGGCGCCGAGUUUCUUGAAGACGCUCGUGGAGCAGUUCCCGAGCGUUGAUCCGGCUGUGCUGGAAAGUAAUAUGAAGCGGAAAGAAAUCCCCCCGCAAACCCUCCUCCGCCUCCUCCUCCGCACCCCCUACCACCCGCGCGACAUCUUCACCGCCCUCGCCAGCACCCACGCCGACGCACUAUUCGACAUGAUCCGGCAGGGGAAGCCGAUCGAUGAGGCGUUGGCGGGGAUGGGGUUCAAGAAGCUGGAUCAGAAGACGUUGACGGCGAGGGGCGGGCUUGGGGGUGGUGGUGGGAGGGGGCUCGGGGCCGGGACGGGAGGGGCAGAGGACGGGGGUGUUUAUUUGAACUUGAGGGAUUUCAGGCCGAGGAGGAGGGGGGCGUACCCACCGAGCGACCCGCGCCACGGCUACGCGCGCCCGGGCCAGAACAUGCCGUCGUACCUCGGCCCCGCGCGCGACAUCUACUCCGACGGGAUGCGGUACGAGAACGAGUACGACGAGGACGAGGAGGCGUAUCUGCUCGAGGAGGAGAUGCGGGCGGCACGCAUGGGGGCCGCGGGGGCGAUGCCGAGGGGGAAGGUGUUGCAUUUUAUUCCGAGCGAGCAGAUGAAGCUUUUGAGAGAUUUCCAGGCGAACAGGGACCUCAAACCGAUCUUUCUGCGUGACCUCGUGCUGGAUCUUAGCCCGGACGCGGGGUAUCCGAAUUUCACGACGGCGGAUGAGACGAGGGAUAAUCGGCCGAUGAUCGCGCAUCGGACUGUUGGCCAGUCUGGCAUCCGGUUUAAUGAUAUGUCAACCUUCGGCCGCAUGACACGCUCAAAACUGGCCCAGCGCGGUGGGUGGGGGCGGCAGCACGAUAUGCAUGAUUUCAACCUCCAAAACCUGCCCUUACCCCUCGACCUCCGACCCGGGCGCGCGGGCGGGUCCAGCUCGCGGACGCUGUUCCAGCCGUCGAGAUACGUCCGAGCCCGCGGGCUCAACAUCAGUUUCCAGCCGCGGCAGUACGGCGGGCAGCAGGGCGGGCAACGGUUGCGGGGACAUGUGUACGCGCAGCCGAUUGUGAUGCGGCAUGCAAGGGGACGGGAGGCAAGACCGCAGCAGUUUAUUGUAGGCAAAUCAAUUAGCAUGCGGGAGAGCAAUAUUGAUGAGGAGGGGGAGGAGAUGUGA